AUGGCAGAGAAGAAGCGCGUCGCAGAAUGCAAGGGUUCAUGUUCCAAGACAGAUUGGCGGACCGAGACUGGCACCCCCUCAUGGGCAAGCCAAGUCUCAAAUGCAACACGACCAUCGAGUCAGAAUUCGCGAAUGGCCGGACACCCGGACUCCACAGUCUGGCUUCAGUCCAGUGAUGCGCUCCGAUUCGCUGUUUUGUUGCAGAAAUCACCGCCAUGCAGAGCCCAUUGGCUCGUGAUGGGUGAUUGGGGAUGGUCAAAGUGGCGUGCAGCUCCUCCCAAGCAGCAAGGAAAACGGGACUCUGGGUGGUUACCAAGGGCUGCUUGA
Molecule: messenger RNA, 327 nt
Organism: Coccidioides immitis RS
Lineage: Eukaryota; Fungi; Ascomycota; Eurotiomycetes; Onygenales; Onygenaceae
Exons: 2
Coding region: 1-327 (108 amino acids)
Source: RefSeq, a predicted model, not a curated record